AUGGGGACCUCGGGAGUGGAAUUUCAUUCGGCCGAGCUGGACCCUGAGAUUGUCGGCCUUGGCAAUGAUGGACAUGGCACAUCAUUCAACACUUUGACGUCUAGGCACUUUCGAAAGACAACUCCAGACAUAGAACAAGUCCUAGCUGUCCGAAUUGCUCAAGACAAGCCGUCGUCCAUCUGCACGUGA
Messenger RNA from Plenodomus lingam JN3, 189 nucleotides. The record is from RefSeq and is a predicted model, not a curated record. Lineage: Eukaryota; Fungi; Ascomycota; Dothideomycetes; Pleosporales; Leptosphaeriaceae.